AUGACGCGGCUUACUAUAAGCUGUGAGAAGAAUACAACUGCCAAGGAAAUAGAGGAAGCACAAAUUCCUUACUACUUUCAGUAUAAUACGGUUGAUUAUGAAUUAAAGAAUUGUAUGAUAUUGCCGGAAAUAUUGAGGCGCGCAAAUAUUACCUACUCAGGUACUAUCAGAUUCGAAGACGCUUUACCUGUUCCUGCGCGUGUUUUACACAAUGCGGUGGGUUUGCAGCGGUUGUACUUUCGUUUGUAUGUGAAUAGCAACGCAGUGGACAUAUUGCCCGCAAAACUUUUUCACAAUCAAAGCGCAUUGGAAACGCUUGAGUUAGAACUCUUUUGUGAGCUUUAUGAAGUAACACUACCGUCGCAAAUAUUCCAUACGCUCUACGGGCUGAAUAAGCUUGUAGUGGGCGCUCAUAGAAGAAAUCAGGGGUUGCUGCGUAAUUUGACAGCGGCACAUUUUCGUGAUACAUCGAAUUUGCGUAAAUUAAAUUUACUGGGUAAUUACAUGCAAACAUUGUCAAGUGAACUCUUUGUCACACUAACCGAGUUAAACGAAUUGAAUUUAUCAUGGAAUGGCUUGGCGGCACUGCCGAGUGGUUUACUGCGCGCGCAAGGAAAACUGAUAAUUCUUGAUCUUUCUUUCAAUCACUUGCAUGCGCUGCCACCGGGCAUCUUUAAUACCACUCCGCUUUUGUGGAAGCUUGAUUUGAGCGGAAAUCAAUUUAGUGUGCCUACAAAUAUUAUUGCUGCUGUUCAACCACUGCGCUUUCUCUAUCGAUUAAUUUUGAGCUACAAUAAAUUCGCGCACAUUGCGGGCGCAGGUGAGUUUGAGAAUUAUACAUUACUCUCACGUCAGCACAUUAGAGAAAUUGAUGCAACGCCACCUUAUUUCCAAGACUAUUCGGAGCGGCUGUCGAGUAUAUGGUAUUCGGAGAAAUGCAGUAGGACACUAAUCGAUCUAAGUUAUAAUAUGAUCGAAAGUUUUCAUUUACGUGAUAUCAAUGCUGACGUGAGAUGUCCCUAUGAGCUCGAUUUCACAAAUAAUCAAAUAAAGCAAAUAUACGCUUUAAGUCAUCCUUCGCCUAAUUAUGGUGCGUAUAAGCCUAAAAUAUUAUUACAGCACAAUCCACUGCAAUGCGACUGCACCAUAUCUUUGAUCGACUGCACAAACAUAUUGAUGGAGACUGAUGAGAUGUGUAAUUUGCACAAUCAUAGCUAUUUGAUUAGGAAUCGUGCUAUUUGCCCUUGGAUGCCAAAGUUUUGUCCCACCGGCUGUAAUUGCCACUAUGACACGCGCACGCUGUACAUCAACUGUUCACACGCGCAUUUGGAGGGCCUUACAGAGUUGCCGCGCCCAGAGCAGGUUUCUUUAACGCAGAGUAGACUUGAUAUUACGCACAAUAAUUUUUAUAUGUUACCUUCGAAUGCGACCUUCGGUUAUGCCAAUGUAACGCGCUUAUAUGCGGCACACAAUCGCCUAGAGAAUAUACAAAGCGCGCACUUGCCGCCCCAAUUGGAAGUACUUGAUGUGCGCAACAAUAGUUUGGAGCGCUUGAGCGACGGUUUUAUACAAUACUUUCUCAAUGAGAGCGCCACUUUGCGGCAGCUUUAUCUCUCUGAGAAUCCUUGGCUCUGCGACUGUGACGCUAAGCAGUUGCUGAACGCUGUGCGCACGCAUCGUAAGCGCAUACCCGAUGUGACGCUCUUGGUUUGCGCCAAUCUAGAGAAUACCAGUUUGCAGGAAGCGCGCUACGAAGAUGUAUGUGUGCCUGAAUCGAUGCACUUGGCGUGGUUACUUUUCAGCAUAUCGCUGGUAAUUAUAGUGUUCAUUAGCUUAUUUGGGCUUUGCUAUAAAUACAAGUUGGAGCUUCACGUGUGGCUGUAUGCGCACGGUGUGUUUCUCUGUUGUAUACGCGAGCAUGAGUUGGACAAGGAGAAAACAUUCGAUGCAUUCAUAUCGUAUGCCCAUCAAGACGCACGUUUUGUUAAUGACAUUCUAUUGCCCGGUCUCGAGCAGGGUGAACCACAAUUUAGCGUGUGCACGCAUGAGCGCAAUUGGUUGGCGGGCGCCUAUAUACCCGAACAAAUUAUUGAGUCCGUCGAUCAAUCGCGUCGUACGAUUAUUGUCCUCUCACAACAUUUCAUCGAAUCGGAUUGGGCGCGCAUGGAAUUUCGUACGGCGCAUCAGUGCGCUUUGAAUGAGCGACGCUCGCGCAUAAUUAUAAUAAAGUAUGGUGAGCUUACAGACGUGACGAAGCUCGAUAAGGAGUUACGCGCCUAUUUGACUAUGAACACCUACUUGGAGUGGGUAGAUCAUCCAUGGUUUUGGAAUAAGCUGCGUUAUGCAAUGCCACAUCGCAGGGGAGAGGUGCGCAGUGCCGGCAUGCUUGAGUUGAAUGAACGUCGGAGAGCUUAUGUUAUUGGCGAUGUGGAGCGGAAUACGUUGGGUGAACUGGAGGAAUAG
Molecule: messenger RNA, 2463 nt
Organism: Zeugodacus cucurbitae (melon fly)
Lineage: Eukaryota; Metazoa; Arthropoda; Insecta; Diptera; Tephritidae
Product: protein toll-like
Exons: 1
Coding region: 1-2463 (820 amino acids)
Biological process (GO): innate immune response; toll-like receptor signaling pathway
Cellular component (GO): membrane
Molecular function (GO): transmembrane signaling receptor activity
Source: RefSeq, a predicted model, not a curated record